This is a messenger RNA of Mustela lutreola (European mink), 3388 nucleotides long. It is a transcript of the gene RNF14, whose product is annotated as ring finger protein 14. Gene Ontology annotation, cellular component: cytoplasm; ubiquitin ligase complex. NCBI's taxonomy places the organism in Eukaryota, Metazoa, Chordata, Mammalia, Carnivora, Mustelidae. The record is from RefSeq and is a predicted model, not a curated record. The coding region runs from base 593 to 2017 and encodes 474 amino acids. Gene Ontology annotation, molecular function: zinc ion binding; ubiquitin protein ligase activity; ubiquitin conjugating enzyme binding. The transcript has 9 exons. Gene Ontology annotation, biological process: ubiquitin-dependent protein catabolic process; positive regulation of proteasomal ubiquitin-dependent protein catabolic process; protein polyubiquitination.
GCGGUGCCGAGCGCUGGUUGAGCCGGGCGUCUGUAGGCCGGCGCGGCGGUGGUGGUGAGGAGACCAGGGCUAGGGCGGAGGGCGGAACUUUCGGGCCCGGAACGGCGGGGUGGCCGGAACGUACGGUGUGGACCGCGCUCCGGGCGCGUGAGGCCGAGAAGAGCGGCCGGGCCGGGACUGCACAGUGGGCCCGAGCCCCCGAAAUCCCGGACGGGGCGUCCCCAGCCGGGGCCGGCUGACAUCCCACCCACCCCCGGGCGCUCCGAAGAGGUAGGGGAAGGUCCAGGCCCUGCUGGUUGGGGACGCCUGGGACCGGCUCCCACCUCCCACGUUCGUACAGCGCCCUCCGUGUCCAAGGGCUAGGGCCGGCGGCGAGGCUGGGGCUUGCUCCCUGGUUGUAGAUGGCAGGAUUUCUAUGGUAUAUCUAGUAUGAGUUCCAGAUCUUGGCCUUUUAUCCAACUUCAACAGUCACAUCUCCACCUUCUGGAGGAUAAAUGGGAUUUGCAUAAAUUCUAAAUUCUGAACUGAAAACAGGCUGCAUUGCUAAUAUCCUUUUCUUCUGGUUGUUAUCAACAGCUUCUCAGAAAAUUAAAUGUCGUCAGAAGAUCGAGAAGCUCAGGAGGAUGAAUUGCUGGCCCUGGCGAGUAUUUAUGAUGGAGAUGAAUUUAGAAAAGCAGAGUCUGUCCAAGGUGGAGAAACCAGGAUCUAUUUGGACUUGCCACAAAAUUUCAAGAUAUUUGUGAGCGGCAAUUCAAAUGAGUGUCUCCAGAAUGGUGGCUUUGAAUACACCAUUUGCUUUCUGCCUCCACUUGUGCUGAACUUUGAACUGCCACCAGAUUAUCCAUCCUCCUCCCCACCUUCAUUCACACUUAGUGGCAAAUGGCUGUCACCAACUCAGCUCUCUGCUCUCUGCAAGCACUUAGACAACCUGUGGGAAGAACACCGUGGCAACGUGGUCCUGUUCGCUUGGAUGCAGUUUCUUAAGGAAGAAACGCUAGCAUACCUGAAUAUUGUCUCUCCUUUUGAGCUCAAGAUGGGUUCUCAGAAAAAGGUGCAGAGAAGGACGGCUCAGGCCUCUCCCAGCAUGGAGCUAGAGUUUGGAGGAGCUGCUGGAUCAGAUGCAGAGCAAGAGGAGGCUGUGGAUGAGAGAGCUGUGCAGGAUGUGGAAUCCUUGUCGAGUCUCAUCCAGGAAAUCUUGGACUUUGAUCAAGCUCAGCAGAUAAAAUGCUUUAACAGUAAAUUGUUCCUGUGCAAUAUCUGUUUCUGUGAGAAGCUGGGGAGUGAAUGCAUGUACUUCUUGGAAUGUAGGCAUGUGUACUGCAAAGCCUGUCUAAAGGACUACUUUGAAAUCCAGAUCAGAGAUGGCCAAGUUCAGUGCCUCAACUGCCCAGAACCCAAGUGCCCUUCCGUGGCCACUCCUGGUCAGGUCAAAGAGCUAGUGGAAACAGAGUUAUUUGCCCGUUACGACCGUCUUCUCCUCCAGUCCACCUUGGACCUGAUGGCGGAUGUGGUGUACUGCCCCCGCCCGUGCUGCCAGCUGCCUGUGAUGCAGGAGCCUGGCUGCACCAUGGGCAUCUGCUCCAGUUGCAAUUUUGCCUUUUGUACCUUGUGCAGAUUGACUUACCACGGGGUCUCUCCAUGUAAGGUGACUGCAGAGAAAUUAAUGGACUUGAGAAAUGAGUACCUGCAAGCAGAUGAGGCCAAUAAAAGAUUUUUGGAACAGAGGUAUGGUAAGAGGGUGAUUCAGAAGGCACUGGAAGAGAUGGAAAGUAAGGAAUGGCUAGAAAAGAACUCAAAGAGCUGCCCAUGCUGUGGGACUCCCAUAGAGAAACUAGAUGGAUGUAACAAGAUGACAUGUACUGGCUGUAUGCAGUAUUUCUGCUGGAUUUGCAUGGGUUCUCUCUCUAGAGCAAACCCUUAUAAACAUUUCACCGAUCCUGCUUCCCCGUGUUUUAACCGGUUGUUCCAUGCUGUGGAUGUUAAUGGAGAUAUUUGGGAAGAUGAGAUUGAAGACUAGUUAACUCCUGCUCAAGAUAAGGAAGUGGAAUGGUUUGCCCUAAUCUUUUGUUGAGUACACAAAAUAACUUUGCAGGAUAUUUAGGGUACCAUUAAUUCACUCUUCCUUUAUAGAAGAUGUGGAAGAACAAGGUUUCUAUUUUCGUGUGGUACUACUGACUAAGGCACAUUCUUAUGUUUUUCAAUGUAACAUAAAUUAUAAGCCAAAGGUUCAGAAAAUGAAAACUAGAGAAUAUUAAAUACUACAGUGUGCCCGAAGCUCUGAAUAGUUAAAAAGUAAAUAUUUAUUUUCAUCCCCAAGCUUUAGGUGAGGAGAAGAGUAAAGGGUUAAACUUAUAGACCUUUUUAUCUGAAAGCAUCCAUCUGAGGCAUUAUGUGGGAGUCCCCUCAGUACUACGCCUUAGAACUGGGGUGGGUAGAAAGAAGCCUUAUUAAAAUUGUACUGAGAGCCUGAUCUCAUUAACUCCGUGUUACAUUCCUUUAAACCUACGUUUCUGCCAAGUUAGUUUUCUUCAGAGGAAGCCCUUUACUCUGUAGCUGAUUGGCUGGCUCAGCAUCAUUUUGAUCUACUGCUUCUCAGAAUAGAAAUUUAUAGAUAAUUUUAAAAAUAUUUUUUAUGCCACAAACACUGUGGGUUGCCUGGUAUUUAUUAGUGGUGUGCAGUCUACUGGUUUUGAGCCAAGUCUAGAAUUUAAUGAUCCUGGCCCAGAAGAAUGUCAGUCCCAUUCAACUCUUCUGGACCAUAGAACCCAGAUUCAAAAUGACUUGUCUUUGCUACCUUUUGUUUAUCCUUCUCUUCCUUCACUCUGACCCUACCUUCCAUCAGUAAGGACGAUUUUAAUAUUAACUCCAGCGUCUCAUAUUUUUAUUUCUGCUGGUGUAAGAGAAAACCUAAUAUAUUCCCAAGCUGAACAAGCUGUACUUUCCUUAAUUACCUCCAUUUUGAACUCCAUACUAUUGUAGUUCCAGUCCUCAUUUUCUGGAUUCUUUUUAAAGGCCUUCUCUAAUGAGCUACGGAAAUUUGGCUUCCUAUCCUUUUUUGUAACAACAAUGUUUGGGGCGAUAAUUUUAAUUCCUAGAUCCCUGUUUCUGGGUUCUGAUGGCUUUUGAAAAAUUCUUUCCUUAUUUUGAAAAAAUGUCUUUCCAUUGGUGAAUGGCGUGGUGGGAAAAUAAGAUUUUUUUGAAAAAGAGGACAGAGGGAUCCAGCUGCAGCUGUGAACAUGUUCUUUUUCCCCAAAUUGUCAUUGAAAACUGGGGAGUCACUUUCAACCAUUUGUGUGUGUGUAUAUCCAGAGUCAGCAAGGACUGUUUCUGGAUUGUCAAUGAGGCUGCUUAAUCUUAAAAUAAAAGUAAUUUAAAAAUUGUCUUAUAA